Aspergillus alliaceus is the source of this 1164-nucleotide messenger RNA. Its product is annotated as CaiB/BaiF CoA transferase family protein. The transcript is spliced from 4 exons. NCBI's taxonomy places the organism in Eukaryota, Fungi, Ascomycota, Eurotiomycetes, Eurotiales, Aspergillaceae. Bases 1 to 1164 code for a protein of 387 amino acids. The record is from RefSeq and is a predicted model, not a curated record. Gene Ontology annotation, molecular function: catalytic activity.
AUGCCCGACACACGACCCCUCGCAGGAAUCCGCGUGGUCGAGCUUGCAGGCCUAGCUCCCGGUCCUUUUGCUGGACUAUUACUCUCCGAUUACGGGGCAUCCGUGCUGCGCAUCGAUCGGCCAAACGCUGUGAGUAGCGAUCAGUUAACGCGUCAUAAAACCUCUAUCACUCUGGACCUCCGGAAUAAGGCAUCGCAUAACAUCCUCCUUUCUGUGUUGGCCAAAGCCGAUGUUCUCAUCGACCCUUACCGCCCCGGCGUUCUAGAACGCCUGGGUCUUUCACCAUCGGAUAUCCUCUCGAAUCAUAACCCUCGCUUGAUUGUGGCGCGCAUGACGGGAUUCCGACGAGACGGUAAAUACAAGGACAUGGCGGGUCAUGAUAUAAAUUACAUUGCGGUAUCGGGGGUCCUCUCUCUGCUCGGUCGGGCCGGGGAACGCCCCUAUGCCCCCGGCAAUAUCCUUGGCGACUUCGCAGGCGGAGGCGCCAUGUGUUUUAUGGGGAUAUUGCUUGCUCUGAUGUCGCGCACACGCACGGGACGGGGCCAGGUUGUGGAGGCUAACAUGGUCGACGGGUCUGCAUACCUGGCGGCGUUUCCGCGGCUGAACCGACAGACGCCGCUGUGGAGUGGGCCUCGGGGGCAGAACAUGUUAGACGGCGGCAGUCCGUUCUAUGACACGUAUGAGACCAAGGACCCAGGAAAGUAUUUUGCAGUUGGGGCCUUAGAACCCCAAUUUUACGCCGAGCUCCUCAAGGGACUUGGGUUCGGCUCCGAAGAGCUUCCCUCUCGGGACGAUAGGAAAAAUUGGCCGGCCCUGCGAACGGCGUUUGCGAAGCGAUUCAAAGAGAAAACGCGGGCGGAGUGGGAAUCUAUUUUUGACGGGACGGAUGCUUGCGCGACACCUGUAUUAGAACAGGAUGAACUCGAACAAGGUGGUUUUGAGCAGCGACCUGCCGUUCAUCUUGUUGACACGCCAGCAGCGCCCAUUGCGGCAAAUGAUGGGGGCUGGACGGGAGGUGGCCUGACGCCGGGGGUUGGUGGACAGGAGACGUUGACGGCCUGUUCCGCCGGAGAAAUUACUGUCUUUAUCAGUGAUGCUGUCAUUGACUUUCAUUUUUAUCUUUGUUGUAUACUUCUAACCCAGAUCAAGAAACUUUUCCACUAA